Molecule: messenger RNA, 3548 nt
Organism: Vidua macroura (Pin-tailed whydah)
Lineage: Eukaryota; Metazoa; Chordata; Aves; Passeriformes; Viduidae
Gene: CAPN1
Product: calpain 1
Exons: 25
Coding region: 1073-3220 (715 amino acids)
Biological process (GO): proteolysis
Cellular component (GO): cytoplasm
Molecular function (GO): calcium-dependent cysteine-type endopeptidase activity; calcium ion binding
Source: RefSeq, a predicted model, not a curated record
CCCACCUCGCCCCCCAGACCAGCUGCUCCCUACAGAGACCCUGAGGAGCCCCCGCUCCCCGCGCUGCACGGGGAGUGUGGGGAGAGCCGCGGCCCCCCUAAACCCUGAACCGCUGGGCUCCGCCUCCCCCCCCCCGCACGCCCGCGCUUGGUACGCUCCGAGCGGCCCCGCCGCCGGCGCGGGGGUGGGCGGGGACGCCCAGGGUCCCGUGGCUCGCGCUCAUUGGCCAGGCGCGGCGGGGCUCGGCCAAUCAGAAAAAAAUCCCCCGCGCGACGCCGCUGGGCCGGCGGCUGUUGCUAAGGGAGGGGCGGCGCGGGCGAGGGGAGCGCCCCGCUCGGCCCCGCGGGGACGCCCGACACGAGCCGGACUCGUCGCCUUGCCCCGCUCCCCUCGUCCCGCGCGCCUCGCCCGCUGCUUUGUGCCCGCAGCGCCUCCCCCGGCCCCUUCCCCCUCACAAACCCCGCCCCGAGCCGUCCCUCCCUUCACACUUCGCCCUCACGGCGCCCAGCCAAUCAGCGACGCCUCCUUUGCGCGCCUCAUCUCUGAUUGGCCGAUGCCACCGCUAAAAAGCAGCAGCUAGGGAGAGAGGCGUGGCUUCGUCAAUCUCUGCCUUCUGAUUGGCUGGCGGCGCGGCCUUGCGGCCUAUAGAAUGCGGCUGCCGGGAAGGGGCGGGGCUAACGCUGCUGAGGCGAAGGAAAAAGGCGGGAAGGCGCCGGAGCUCCUGAGGGGCUUUUGCCGCCUUUCCCUGUCUUGGCAGCAGAAAAUCAAUUCAGCUCCUUAAAUCUUACUAAAAUACAACAGAAAAGGAAAGCUUAAGCUUCAGAGAAACCUUUGAUCCCGCAGCAUGAGUGGGGCAGAGAGAAGACACCGUUGGGCAGGCGUUCCUCUCCGGGGUCUCUGACAAGGACCUGCUGGCCAUGGAACUGAUGGCUGCCCCCCCGCCCUCAGCAGGGCAGAAGUGGCAGCUGAGGUGCAGCCGGGCCCAGCCCUCGCCCCACGGCACCUGCCGGGGCUCCGGGCCCCCAAAACGGGGUGAAAAGAGGCCAUUUCUGCCAACUUCACCCCAAAAGCCAUGGCGGAGCCGCCCGUGGUGCCGGUGUUCUGCACCGGCGUCUCGGCGCAGGUGCGGCGGCAGCGGGCCAAGGAGCUGGGGCUGGGCCGGCACGACAACGCCGUGCGCUACCUGGGCCAGGAUUUCGGGCAGCUGGCCGAGGAGUGCCGGCGCUCCGGGACCCUGUUCCGGGACCCCGCCUUCCCCCCGGCCGCCACCUCCCUCGGCUUCCGCGAGCUGGGCCCCGGCUCCUCCAAAACCCGCGGCGUGCAGUGGAAGAGGCCCACGGAGCUGUGCCCGCGCCCGCAGUUCAUCGUGGACGGCGCCACGCGCACCGACAUCUGCCAGGGAGCGCUGGGUGACUGUUGGCUGCUGGCGGCCAUCGCCUCGCUGACGCUCAACGAGACCCUCCUGCACCGCGUGGUGCCGCACGGGCAGAGCUUCCAGCAGGGCUACGCCGGCAUCUUCCACUUCCAGAUCUGGCAGUUCGGCGAGUGGCUGGACGUGGUGGUGGACGAUUUCCUGCCCACCAAGGACGGGAAGCUGCUCUUCGUGCACUCGGCUGAGGGCUCCGAGUUCUGGAGCGCGCUGCUGGAAAAGGCCUACGCCAAGGUGAACGGCUGCUACGAGGCGCUGUCGGGCGGCAGCACCUCCGAGGGCUUCGAGGACUUCACGGGCGGCGUCACCGAGUGGUUCGACCUGCGCCGGCCCCCGGCCGACCUCUACCAGAUCAUCCUCAAGGCGCUGGAGCGCGGCUCCCUGCUCGGCUGCUCCAUCGACAUAACGAGCGCCUUCGACAUGGAGGCGGUGACCUUCAAGAAGCUGGUGAAGGGCCACGCCUACUCGGUGACCGGCGCCAAGCAGAUCCCGUACCGCGGGCAGGCCCUGGAGCUCAUCCGGAUGCGCAAUCCCUGGGGAGAGGUGGAGUGGACGGGCGCCUGGAGCGACGGCUCGGCCGAGUGGCACGCGGUGGAGCCGGCGCUGCGCCAGCAGCUCAUGGUCAAGAUGGAGGAUGGGGAGUUCUGGAUGUCCUUCCGGGAUUUCCUGCGGGAAUUCACCCGCCUGGAGAUCUGCAACCUCACGCCGGACGCGCUGCAGUCCCGCAAGUUCCGCAAGUGGAACACGCGGCUCUACGACGGGACGUGGCGGCGCGGCAGCACCGCCGGCGGCUGCCGCAACUACCCCGCCACGUUCUGGAUCAACCCCCAGUUCAAGAUCCAGCUGGAGGAGGUGGACGACGACAGGGACGAGGACGGCGGGCGGGAGCCGGGCUGCAGCUUCCUGCUGGCGCUGAUGCAGAAGCACCGGCGCCGCGAGCGCCGCCACGGCAAGGACAUGGAGACCAUCGGCUUCGCUGUCUAUGAGGUCCCUCCCGAGUACGUGGGGAGGUCGGGCGUGCACCUGAAGCGGGAGUUCUUCCUGGCCAACGCGUCGCGCGCGCGCUCCGAGCAGUUCAUCAACCUGCGCGAGGUCAGCACGCGCUUCCGGCUGCCGCCCGGCGAGUACAUCGUGGUGCCCUCCACCUUCGAGCCCAACAAGGAGGGCGACUUCGUGCUCCGCGUCUUCUCCGAGAAGAGAGCCGGCACCGAGGAGAUGGACGACAAGAUCCAGGCCACGCUGCCGGACGAGAAAGUGCUGGGCGAGGGCGAAAUCGAUGAGAACUUCAAGCAGCUCUUCAGGCAGCUGGCGGGGCCGGACCUGGAGAUCAGCGUCACCGAGCUGCAGACCAUCCUCAACCGCAUCAUCGCCAAACACAAAGAUCUGCGCACCAAGGGCUUCAGCACCGAGUCCUGCCGGAGCAUGGUGAACCUGAUGGACAAAGACGGGAACGGGAAACUGGGACUGGUGGAGUUCAACGUCCUCUGGAACCGCAUCCGCAACUACCUGAGCAUCUUCCGCAAGUUCGACCUGGACAAGUCGGGCUCCAUCAGUGCCUACGAGCUGCGCCUGGCGCUGGAGGCCGCAGGGUACCGGCUGAACAAGAGGCUGCACGAGCUGCUCAUCACCCGCUACGCCGAGCCCGACCUGGCCCUGGACUUCGACAGCUUCGUCUGCUGCCUCGUGCGCCUGGAGACCAUGUUCCGGUUUUUCCAAGCCAUGGAUGUGGACCAGGACGGCGUCGUCACCUUCGACCUGCUGCAGUGGCUCCAGCUCACCAUGUUCGCCUGACCGGACCCUCCAAGUGCCUUCCACGACCCCGCGCCGGUUUUUUCCCUUUUUUUGGCUUUUUUCGGCAGAAAAGGCUGGAGGGAGGGGUGGGGUGGGGGUCACACGGGACCCCCCCGAGCUUUGCCAAAGCCCCCUGUCCCUCCCCCGCCUCACGCUCGGCCCUUUUGGGGCAAAUCCUCCGGAUUUUGGUGCCUCUUGUGCUGACGGAGCCCCGGCCGUCGCCCUUCGCUUCAGGGAUCUGCUGCCCCCGGGUGCCAUACAGUGAUUUUUUUAUUGUAUAAAUUAAAAAUGAGAUAAAAACCAAAGAAAAAAAAAAUUUAAGUCAAAA